Messenger RNA from Porites evermanni, 681 nucleotides. The record is from the annotation of a GenBank genome assembly. Lineage: Eukaryota; Metazoa; Cnidaria; Anthozoa; Scleractinia; Poritidae.
UUUUUCAGCGGUCUUCAGGUGGGGAAAUCGUCAGUAGGAUUAUCCAUAGAAAAUCCUGCCUUGAACUGUAAAGAUCUGAAAAACAAAACACCAUCAGUUGCCUCAGGAGUCUACUGGAUUGACCCGGAUGGUGGCUCCCAUGGAAACGCUUUCCAGGCCUUCUGCGACGAACAGACAGCUGGAGGGGGCUGGACACUAGUUUGGAGUUACACUUUCACAGAUUACUCAAGCUUUACAAGUAGCAAAAACGCAGUCACACCUCGUCCCACCUGGACAGCCAGCGGUGCUGACACUAGAGUAUCUACAACAGUUCCACUCAGCGAGACCCACUAUGAAGCCAUGGACUUUGCUUUGUGGCGCACCAUUGGUAACCAGGCCUUAAUCAAAAGUAACAUCAACAACUGGAUCACUUGCAAGGAAGGCACUGGCAGUAUAGUGAGACAGAAGGCCGGGUCACUCAGCUGUAAACUGGUUAAACAGGUUUCACAGCAGUGUGCUGGGGUAGUACCAACAUCCUUUGCGUUACGGAGCUACGGGCCUUACCUGUCCAGCAGUAGUUACUACUAUUACUUUGACGGUAAUACAAGGGACAACUUCCCCACGCAUGAUCCAUGUGGUAAAGACCAAGCAAAUCAGUUAACAGGUGUAGCUAAUCCUCACGGUAACGUUUUUGUUCGUUAA